CUUCCGGGUACCAUAUAAUAAGAUCCAGAAAGAAGAUGGAAAAAGUCACUCGAACCAUCAAAAAGGUCUUAUCCGACCUUCAAGCUGGGAAUAUACCGGCGGCUGUUGUUGGAGAGAUAGCUUUGAACUACUACAACGUUCCCCGAGUAGUCCAUGAUGUGGAAAUUUGCGUUCCAGUAUCUUUUCUGUCCGACGCUGUAUCUACUCUCUGCUUGACCAAGCAGUACACCAUCAAGGAGCAGCAAGAAUACGACAUUUUCACGCAAUACAAAAGAGGGUUCCCGGCGCUCGAAGCGACAUCUACCAAGAUGUCCAUCGUGAUCUUCUCCGAUGCGCAUUUUCAUCUCUCUCCGCUGGAACACCACCUCGUACCUUGUGAUGGGGUGCCGCUGAUCAGCUACAGUCGUGAGAUCCUGGAUCUAGUUCCUGUGGACGAGAUCCAGCAUCUUCCGGUGCCACGCCUUGCCUCCUAUGUGAUCGGACUUUGUCGAAGAUACUUCGAGCAUCAUGACGCUAUGGCGAGGAUUGCCGCGGAGCAAUUGGUGGAUGGAAUGGAUCUGGACGAGGAGUGGAUUCGUACCAACCUGCGGGAAGUCCCCCUCAAGGCGAGGGAACUAAUGAUCAUGCUGGUGGCUGAAAAGUCGUCGAGGAGGGAUGAUAUAUUUUUGGACGUCAUCACGCCCGGCUCUGUAGUAGAGAACGGGAUGGAAGGACUACGGCUGAUUCCUGGUUCUGGGUAUUAGUACGGCGUGUGCAGCCAAGUUCACGCCUAAUCACGCCUUGUGGUAGUGCAUAGACCUUUUCUCUCCUAAUUGUACGUUAGCCUCGCGGAGCGGCUGCUCCUUGGCGUCGACGUCCCCUGGAGGAGUAAUUCGGCGCUAAUUGAUAGAGCAGGGAUUAUAACUGUCCAUCCG
Aspergillus japonicus CBS 114.51 is the source of this 914-nucleotide messenger RNA. RefSeq lists its product as uncharacterized. The transcript is spliced from 2 exons. The record is from RefSeq and is a predicted model, not a curated record. NCBI's taxonomy places the organism in Eukaryota, Fungi, Ascomycota, Eurotiomycetes, Eurotiales, Aspergillaceae. The coding region runs from base 36 to 743 and encodes 235 amino acids.